Molecule: messenger RNA, 6227 nt
Organism: Zalophus californianus (California sea lion)
Lineage: Eukaryota; Metazoa; Chordata; Mammalia; Carnivora; Otariidae
Product: dynein heavy chain 9, axonemal-like
Exons: 31
Coding region: 1-6153 (2050 amino acids)
Biological process (GO): microtubule-based movement
Cellular component (GO): dynein complex
Molecular function (GO): dynein intermediate chain binding; minus-end-directed microtubule motor activity; dynein light intermediate chain binding
Source: RefSeq, a predicted model, not a curated record
AUGCCGGGCGCGGAGGACGCCGACCCGGAGCCCCGCGCCGCCGACCCGCGCCUGCGACUCCUGGGGGCCUACGUGGCCCGGAGCCUGCGGCCGGCCGUCGGCGCCUGGGAGCGCUGCGCCGGCACGGCCGAGGCGGAGCGGCUGCUGCACGCCUUCCUGGGCAGUGAUGCUGCGGGGGGCCCGAGCCCGCUGCUGGUGGUGCGGCCCGGGCCCGGGGGCCUGGCGGUGCGACCCGGGCUGGACGCGGGGCCCGAGGCCGGCUCGCCUCGCGCCAAGGGGCUUUUCUUCCUGCGCACCGGGCCCGAGCCGCCAGGGGCCCGCAGCCUCCGCGGCGCCGUGCUGUGCGGGGACGUGCCCGCCGCCCCUCUGGAGCACCUGGCCGCGCUGUUCUCCGAGGUGGUUAUCCCCGUCCUGGCCAAUGAGAAGAACCACCUCGACUGGCCCCACGUGGUCUGUCAGGACGUCCAGAGGCACGCCCACAGCCUCCAGUGUGACCUCCUGGUUCUCCUAGAGCAAGUGAAGGGGAAAACCUUGCUGCCUCUUCCAGUGGGUGCAGAAAAACUCGAGUUGGCGGCUUCUCAGAGUGAGACCGUCUUGGACUGCGACAAGUCCAUCAUCUAUGCCCUUGAGUCGGCCGUGAUCCAGUGGAGCCGCCAAGUCCAGCUGGUGCUCAAGAGAGAGUCUUCCCAGUCACUCCAGCAAGGGGAGAGCCCCACCCCUAAGGCGGAGUUGGAGUUCUGGAAAAGCAGGUCUGAGGAUCUGGACUACAUUUAUAAUCAACUGAGAGCCAUAAAGGUGAGGGGCAUGGCGACGCUCCUGGACAAGCUUCAAAGCAGCUACUUCCCAGCUUUCCAGGCCAUGUUCAGAGACGUCCGAGCAGCUCUGACAGAGGCACGGGACAUCCGAACGCACCUGACGCCACUCUCCCGCCACCUGGAGCUCCUCGAGAGCCUGGAGUUUCCCGAGGUGAAGCCACGGCUGCGUCCCCUGCUCCACGUGGUCUGUCUGAUCUGGGCCACCUGUGAGUCCUAUCGCUCCCCGGGGCGGCUCACCGUAUUGCUCCAGGAGAUCUGCAACCUCCUCAUCCAGCAGGCCUCUAAUUAUCUCCACCCAGAGGGCCUCCUGAGAAGUGAGGUGGAGGAAAGUCAGAGAAAACUGCACAUGGCCGUGGACACAUUGAGCUUCUUCAAGCAGGGGUUUCAGGACAGAAGGGAGCAUCUCUGUACUUACUUCAAAGAGAACCAGGAGGUCAGGCAGUGGGAUUUCCAGUCUUCUUUGGUCUUCGAGCGAUUGGAUGGAUUCCUGGGGCGGCUGCUCAUGGUGCAGGAUCUCCUGAACACAGCCCUGGAUUUCCACCAACUGGGAAAGCUUGAAUUUAGUGGCAUCAGAGGGAAUGCCCUGAGUCAGCAGGUCCAGCAAAUGUACGAUGGAUUUCAAGAGAUGUACAGGGUCUUUUCAGAGUCCUCCUAUGACUGCUUGGACCCCCGGAGCAUGGAAUUCGAAAAUGACGUGUGUGAAUUUAACCGAAGAGUAGAAGAUCUUGACCGAAGACUGGGGGCUGUCUUCAGUCAAGCCUUUGAUGAUGCCCUUGAUUUGGAGCAUGCCUUCAAGCUGCUGGAUAUAGCAGGGAAACUCCUGGAAAGACCGCUGGUAGCACAAGAUGCAUCUGAAAAAUACUUGCUGCUCAUCCAGAUGUUCAUCAAAGACCUGGAUACAGUGAGGGCGAUAUACAGUCAGCGUGUCCAGGAGGAGGCAGAACUUGGGUUCUCAUCGGUGCACAAGAACAUGCCCACUGUGGCCGGGGGUCUCCGCUGGGCACAGGAGUUGAGGCAGCGCAUCCAGGGGCCCUUUGACAACUUCAAGCGCAUCUCCCAUCCUUGCAUGGACUCUGCCGAAGGAAAGCGAAUGACCCAGAAAUAUGAAGAUACGCUCUCACUGCUGGAAAAGUACGAGACAAGACUUUAUGAGGACUGGUGUCAGACAGUGUCAGAAAAGUCACAGUACAAUCUUUCCCGGCCACUCCUGAAACGGGACUCAGAGACGAAGCAGAUUGCCGUCAACUUUAACCCCCAGCUGCUUUCGGUGCUGAAGGAAAUGAGUUAUCUUGAGCCCAGGCAGAUGCAGCGCAUUCCUGAGACAGCGGCAGCCAUGUUCUCCUCCAGGGAAUUCUAUCGGCAGCUCGUGGCUAAGUUGGAGCUGAUGGCAAAUUGGUACAACAAGGUGGUGAAGACUCUUGCAGAGGUGGAAUUUCCAUUAGUGGAGGAAGAGCUGAGGGAUAUCGAUCUCUGCCUGAGAGCUGCGGAGGGGACUCUGAACUGGAAAACAGAAGGCAUUUGGGAUUAUGUCAUUCAAAUCACCAACAGCAUUCAUGAUCUCGAACAAAGAAUUCAGAAAGCUAAAGACAAUGUGGAAGAGAUUCAAAACAUCAUGAAAACAUGGGUGUCUCCAAUAUUUAAGAGAAAAGAUGGAAAAAAGGAAUGCGUUCUUUCCAUGGAUGAUCAGCAUGACCGGAUGGAAAAAUAUUACCAUCUCAUCAGAGAAUCUGGACUUAAGAUUCAUGCCCUCGUUCAGGAAAACCUAGGUCUGUUUGCAGCAGACCCAACCUCUAAUAUCUGGAAGACUUACGUUAACUAUGUUGAUGAGAUGUUGCUGGAUGGAUUUUUUCUUGCCAUCGAAUGCUCCCUCAAGUACCUCCUGGAGAACACUGAAUGUAAGGCAGGCCUCACCCCGAUAUUUGAAGCCCAGCUGAGCUUAGCCAUACCAGAAUUAGUUUUCUCUCCGCCCCUGGAGUAUGGAGUGAAGGGUGGUUUCUAUGACGCUGUUGAGGGUCUGGUCAGCAGCAUUUUUGGAAUAUCGUCUCUGGUGCCACGGCUUUCCCCCCAGAACGGCUCUCCCCACUAUCAGGUGGACGUGGAGAGCAUGGCCCCUUUGGCAAGCAUGAGGAGCACGCUCCUGGACAGGGUUCAGAACAUGAUGGCCCUCUGCUGUGGCUACCGGAAUGCCUUCAGCCAGUAUUCCUACCUCUAUGUGGCAGACCGGAGGGAGCUCCUGAGCCAGUUUCUGUCCUACGGGCGUGUCCUGACCCCCGGGGAGAUGGAAGCCCACACAGAAGAUGGCAUUCCAGAGAAUCAUCCUCCCCUUCUCCAUCAGUUUAAAGCACAGAUCGACUUUUACGAAAGCCUCUACGGAGAAGUGUGUAGGCUGGAGCCCAUCAAGGUGUUCGACGGCUGGAUGAAAAUUGACCUCCGACCCCUGAAAGUGUCUCUGCUGAAUCUAAUUAAGAGGUGGAGCCUCACGUUCAAACAGCAUCUCGUUGACUAUGUCACCAACAGCUUGGCCGACCUUGAAGUGUUUAUAAAAAAUAGUGAGUGUGGCAUGCUCAAGAAAGUUGAAAAAGGAGACUUCGAAGGAUUGAUCGAGGUCAUGGGACACCUUAUGGCUCUGAAAGAACGACAGAGCAGCAUCGAUGAGAUGUUUGAGCCCUUACAGCAGACAAUUGAAUUGCUGAAGACCUAUGAACAGGAAUUGCCCGAAAUGGUGUUUAAGCAGCUGGAGGAGCUGCCUGAGAAGUGGAACAACGUGAAAAAGAUGGCUGUCACCGUGAGGCAGCAUGUAGCGCCGCUGCAGGUGAAUGAAGUGGCCCUCCUCCGCCAGAGGUGCUCAGCCUUUGACCUUGAACAACAGCAGUUCUGGGAGCAGUUCCGCAGGGAAGCCCCCUUCAGGUUUGAUAGCAUUGAUCCUCACCGAGUUCUGGAUGCCAGGCACAGGGAGAUACAGCAAAUGGAAUCUACCAUGGCCUCCAUUUCCGAGGCUGCUGGCUUGUUUGAAGUCAAUGUUCCUGAUUACAAGCAGCUGAAGCAAUGCAGAAAGGAGGUGUGCCAGCUGAAGGAGCUCUGGGACACCAUUGGGUUGGUGACCUCCAGCAUCUAUGCCUGGGAGACCACCCGGUGGAAGGAGGUUAACGUGGAGGCUCUGGACUGGGAGUGUAAACGGUUCGCCAGGCACAUCCGGAACCUCGACAAGGAGGUCAGGGCCUGGGAUGCAUUCACAGGCCUGGAGAACAUGGUAUUGAACACCUUGACUUCCCUGAGGGCGGUGGCCGAGCUGCAGAACCCAGCUGUCCGGGAGCGGCACUGGAGGCAGCUGAUGCAAGCCAUGGGUGCGAGCUUCACCAUGGAUGAGGACGCCACCCUGGCCCAUCUCCUGCAGCUCCAGCUGCACCAUUUUGAGGACGAGGUCCGGGGCAUUGUGGACAAAGCUGUGAAAGAGAUGGCCAUGGAGAAGACCUUGAAGGAGCUGCAGACCACCUGGGCCAGCAGGGAAUUCCAGUGCGAGCCCCACCCGCGGACCAACGUCCCCCAGCUGCAGUCAGAUGAGGACCUCAUCGAGGUUCUGGAGGACAACCAAGUCCAACUGCAGAACCUGAUGAUGUCCAAGUACAUUGCCUUCUUCCUGGAGGACGUGUCUGGCUGGCAGAAGAAGCUGUCCACGGCUGAUGCUGUCAUCUCUGCCUGGUUCCAUGUGCAGCGCACGUGGUCUCACCUGGAAAGUAUAUUCAUUGGCUCCGAGGAUAUCCGGGCUCAGCUGCCCCAGGAUUCUAAAAGAUUCGAAGGCAUUGACAUAGACUUUAAAGAGCUAGCUUAUGCUGCCCAGAAGACUCCCAAUGUAGUGGAAGCCACCAACAAACCAGGUCUUUACGAAAAACUGGAAGAUCUUCAGAGCAGGUUAUACCUGUGUGAGAAGGCCCUGGCCGAGUACCUGGAUACCAAAAGGCUUGCCUUCCCUCGGUUUUACUUUCUGUCUUCUUCUGACUUGUUAGACACCCUUUCCAACGGCACAGCGCCACAACAGGUCCAGCGCCAUCUUUCCAAACUCUUUGACAAUGUGGCAAAGAUGCAGUUCCAACCGGACGCCGGUGAGCCACCAACCAAGAUAAGUCUUGGCAUGUACAGCAAGGAAGGAGAGUAUGUGGCCUUCAGCGAGCCCUGUGACUGCAGCGGUCGGGUAGAAAUAUGGUUGAACCGUGUGCUUGCUCAUAUGAGGGCCACAGUGAGGCACGGGAUGACAGAAGGUGUAGUUGCCUACGAAGAAAAGCCAAGGGAACAGUGGCUCUUUGACUAUCCAGCUCAGGUGGCCCUGACCUGCACUCAGAUCUGGUGGACCACAGAGGUGGGCAUUGCGUUUGCCAGGCUGGAGGAAGGCUGCGAGAAUGCCAUGAAGGACUAUUACAAGAAGCAAGUGGCCCAGCUCAAAACCCUCAUCACCAUGCUAAUUGGCCAUCUCUCCAAAGGGGACCGGCAGAAGAUCAUGACCAUAUGCACCAUUGAUGUGCAUGCCCGGGAUGUGGUGGCCAAGAUGAUUGCUCAGAAAGUGGACAGUGCUCAGGCCUUCCUCUGGCUGUCCCAGCUGCGGCAUCGUUGGGAUGACGAGGCCAAACACUGCUUUGCCAACAUCUGUGAUGCGCAGUUUCUCUAUUCCUACGAGUACCUGGGAAAUACGCCCCGCCUGGUGAUCACGCCUCUGACGGACAGAUGUUACAUCACCCUCACCCAGUCGCUGCACCUGACCAUGAGUGGAGCCCCAGCAGGACCUGCAGGCACUGGCAAGACAGAGACCACCAAGGACCUGGGCCGAGCACUGGGCAUCAUGGUGUAUGUGUUCAACUGCUCAGAGCAGAUGGACUACAAGUCUUGCGGCAACAUCUACAAAGGCCUUGCUCAGACCGGUGCCUGGGGCUGUUUUGAUGAGUUUAACCGAAUCUCAGUAGAGGUCUUGUCAGUGGUGGCCGUGCAGGUCAAAAGCAUUCAAGAUGCAAUCCGAGACAAGAAGCAGCGGUUCAACUUCCUUGGGGAGGAGAUUAGCCUGGAUCCUUCUGUGGGAAUCUUCAUCACCAUGAACCCGGGCUACGCCGGCCGCACGGAACUUCCAGAGAACCUCAAGUCUCUCUUCAGGCCUUGUGCAAUGGUGGUUCCAGACUUUGAGCUGAUCUGCGAGAUCAUGCUGGUGGCAGAAGGAUUCACUGAAGCACGGUCAUUAGCCAGAAAGUUCAUCACCCUUUACCAGUUGUGCAAGAAGAGCUGCUGUCUAAACAGGAUCACUAUGACUGGGGCCUGCGGGCCAUCAAGUCUGUGCUGGUGGUGGCUGGAUCCCUGAAGCGAGGGGGACCCUGACCCGCCCCGAGGACCAAGUCCUGAUGCGUUCCUUGCGAGAUUUCAACCCAUCCCCAA